UCUUCCCCAUCCAUCCCAUUCCUCCUCAACUCCUGCCACCAUGACUCGUUUCUUCUGCUGCGGAAGCUACUUCCCUGGCUAUCCUUGCUAUGGAACCAACUUCCAUAGGACCUUCAGAGCCACCCCCUUGAACUGCGUUAUUCCCCUGGGCUCUCCCCUGAACUACGGUUAUGGAUGCAAUGGCUACGGCUCCCUGGGCUACAGCUUUGGUGGUAGCAACAUGUACAACAGGGGCUGUUGCUAUGGUGGCAGCUUCUGCAGGCCAUGGGGCUCGAACUCUGGCUUCGGCUAUAGUACUUACUGAAGGACCCGUGGCUCCAGGCAGUGCAGAACUCCUCAUCGAUUCUCUGUGUGCGAACCAACCUAAAGAGCAACAACUGUCUUCCUGUCUCCAGAUGCAUGAGGGAGAUACAUCUUCCAUCUUCUUCCUGACUUCUUACUGAGUUCCUGGUCUUUGACGAUGCCGAACAAGCCAUCCAGGCAUCCAAUACUGAACUGAUACUCACCUACAGCCAAGGAGAGCAAGAUGUAUUUCUCCGACAUACCUAAAUUUUAGCCGUGAAGCAAGUCGAUUGCCUCUUCUAGCUGCUCUGCUCCUGUGUUACUAAAUUCUGCAUCGACAUCCAUGUAUUACAAUUGGGUGUGGGUAGAAAGGGGUUUUGCUAUCAGUCUCUUAAUAAAUCUAUU
Molecule: messenger RNA, 687 nt
Organism: Lutra lutra (Eurasian river otter)
Lineage: Eukaryota; Metazoa; Chordata; Mammalia; Carnivora; Mustelidae
Product: keratin-associated protein 7-1
Exons: 1
Coding region: 41-304 (87 amino acids)
Source: RefSeq, a predicted model, not a curated record